GCCUUGAACAAUGCCUCGAGCUGUCCACUUACUUACUAUCAUAUAACCGAUGUUAUAGAAAAGUAACUCAUAAUAAUAUUCAAGGUCACCUGCGUUUCCUAUUGGUAGCCUUCCUGUUAACAUCUGCAACAGUCAGCUAUGCCUAUUCCUAUUCCAGCUGAACAAAUGUGCAUUUCAUGUGCAUUUCGGUAUACCCACGGACGUACAGAAAAACCCAACGAUUCCAGCUGUUUCUACUCUGAAUUAAAUUUUAUCUUAUAUGCAGUAUAUUAAACGCUCCAUAUGUUUGUCCGAGCUAACUAGGCUGGCGCUGACACGCGUCACUAAUGUUCACGAUUUGCGGUCGUAGAAUCAACCUCGUCCAACAUAUCACAACCCUACCUAUAAAAAUUAUCAACUACCUACCUAGCCUAGCCUUUCAUCUUCUUACUAUCACUUCUUCGGGGCUUACACCAUCCUACCAGAUACCUACAUUUGGCAAUGUAUCCAUGCCAGCCCUACUAUCCGGGCAAUUAUGGCUAUUACGUUCCUCCCGCGCAGCCACCUCUAGCAUACGUACUAGCCAGUCAUUUUGGUCCGUAUGGGCUGGGUCCGGUUUCCGCGGCAGGUAUGCAGUUCUUGAGCUAUACUGCCCCUAAUCUCAGACCCCUUCCACAACCGUUCAUACCACAAGGUGUACCGUACGGUUAUCAACUCCCACCCCCACCACAGCCGCCGCCGCCGCCGCCACCGCCACCGAGGGGUUCGCCGAGAGGUCGGUCGGCAGGACCUGUAGUGGGGGUGCGGUAUCACAUUGACUAUAAACAUCAUUGUCACCAUGAACCAUAUUACCACGAGUGCUGCGGCGGCUAUUGCAGACCCGGUCAUCAAGUUAGACGCAGACAUCAUUAACCGAGAUCUGCAUAAUUUAGAAGGAGGAUCCAUUCUUCGAAUAGUUGUUAUAUGGAGGUACCUGUCAUUCAAAAAUAUGACACAUGGUCCCAGCUUCUGGUAUAGUAGGAUAUGGUUGGCGUGUGUGCUAGAUUCGGCCAGGUUAAGGAACUGGGUGUAAUGAAUUAUGAAUUAUGGUUAACAAGGGGUGUCUAAUGAUCCAUUGUGUCUUCUACUUUUGAUAAGGAGAUCGGAAACUUGAUUAUGUUUACUUGAGUAGAAAACUUAGAGAGAUAUCUACCUAUAUUUAGUUAUAUGAAAAUGCUUUUAGAAGAGACUUGAAAGAGGAUACCUGUAAUUACCAUUAGAAAAUGCUGUUAUUUUAGGUCUAGUGUGGAAAUAACCGAGACGGGGUG
Messenger RNA from Annulohypoxylon maeteangense, 1286 nucleotides. RefSeq lists its product as uncharacterized. The transcript has a single exon. Lineage: Eukaryota; Fungi; Ascomycota; Sordariomycetes; Xylariales; Hypoxylaceae. The coding region runs from base 481 to 891 and encodes 136 amino acids. The record is from RefSeq and is a predicted model, not a curated record.